AUUGUUCAGGGCAUGCCAAACAUAAAGCUGGCGGCCACUGUGUCGUGGAGAAAUACAGCCGUCUAACGUUUUCGUCUGGAGUUUCCGGAAGGGAGCCUCAAAACUGCAUGGCGCCCGACUAGGACCGAGAGCAUGGCCGGAAUAGGCAGUUUCAUCUCACAAGGCAACUCGUCGCUUAUAGGAGGAGCCCUGCGGCGCCCGCUCGCUCUUUUGGGAAUCCGGCUGGCUGGCUGGGGACCGGUGGUGGCUGGGCCGGCCAGCGGCUGGGGCGGCGGACCGAGUUUACGCACCCCCGGCGGCGCCCGCGUAACUGUGAGCACGCUCCGAGGGCAAAUGCGCGGCUCUGAUUGGUCCGAGGUCUGUUCCGGGGGCGCGCCGCCCGGUCGCCGCACGACCCGCGCCGACUUCCGGCUGCCGCGAGGCAGGCCUUGGCUCGCAGAAAAAUUGACAGGAUCACGGACACGCCCACUAGUGCAAACGAUAUACACCCGUCAAUUUCCCGCCGCCCCCCACCAUAAUUGUGCUAGCAGCCAAGAUAUCUUCAUCUGUGCAUAACCAUUGCCCCCGCUGCCCCGUGAGGUUCUUUUUCUACGUGCGUGGCUCGAUUUCCUCCCGGGUUCCGUUUUCUUGCCGCCACUGCCCCCGCGUCUCUCUAAUCUCCAUAUCGAGCCCUCCGGAUUUCCCUGUGUGAGAAAAGCACGAACGGAAAAAAGUUUCGAGAACCAUAAUCCCAUACCCUGGAGUCAAUCCACGAAACAACAAAAAAAACCACCGGACGCUUUCAGCCAGACAGCGACGUCCCAGAACCACAGCAAUUAGCCGCCGACCCGCCCGCUUUGUG
Metschnikowia bicuspidata var. bicuspidata NRRL YB-4993 is the source of this 841-nucleotide messenger RNA. RefSeq lists its product as uncharacterized. The transcript has a single exon. The record is from RefSeq and is a predicted model, not a curated record. NCBI's taxonomy places the organism in Eukaryota, Fungi, Ascomycota, Pichiomycetes, Serinales, Metschnikowiaceae. The coding region runs from base 133 to 555 and encodes 140 amino acids.